AUGCCGGUCAAGCGUCCUGUCGUCCACGGUGUAUGCAUCAACGGCCAACCAGUUUUUGCUAAGGCUCGUCGGCUGAGCCCCGAGAAGCUUGCCAUCGCGCGUCAAGAAUUUGAUCACAUGCUGGCGGUCGGCAUAGUAAGACCAUCGUCCAGCAAUUGGUCAUCGCCUUUGCACGUGGUCCCUAAGAAGACUGAUUCCCACGGCAGAGGAGGACGUUCCCAAGACCGCCAUUGUAACCCUUUCGGCCUCUUCGAAUUCCUCCGAAUGCCUUUCGGACUCCGCAACGCUGCACAAUCUUUCCAGCGCUUUAUCGACAACGUCACACGGGGCCUACCUUUCGUUUUUGCAUACCUCGAUGACCUGCUUGUGGCCAGCGCUUCCCAGGAAGAGCACUUGCAGCACCUGCGUGCCUUAUUCCACCGCCUCUCCGAGCAUGGAUUACUCAUUAAAGGAUCGAAACGACGGAGGGAGACCACCGACCCCAGUGCCUUUGAUGAGCUGCUGAAUGCAGUCGAUGAAGAAACUGUCUGUACCGAACAUUCUUCUGCAAUAGAUGAAGUGCACCACUGUGACCCAGUCACUCAGGCAGAUAAUGAGCCAUUUCUUGUGGAGGCUUCCACAAUGACAGAUGACUCAGUAGAAACCUCAAAGCUUCUGUUCUUCUGCUGUGAGAAGGAUGGAGACGGUACUGCCACUCAAAUUGAGAGCGUACCAACAGUGGACGUGGGGACUGCGUGCCCAGGUGUGCAGUACGAGACGAAGGGCACCGGGACCAUCUACAAGGAAGUGUAUUUCGGUGGCUACAAGUCUAUCGUAGAUGAUGAACAGCGGCUACUGGACCUUACAGGCGUGACGCUCGUGAUCCUGGCCAUCCUACGGAGCCUGCUUCCAGACAGAUGCCGCCACCCUCGUGAACUUGACAUCAAUGGCAAACUCAUACUCUUUCUAAUGAAGACGAAGCACGGCCUGCCAUUUUCCUGUUUGGCGUCACUUUUCGGCAUUCACCGCACCACAGCAGCGAAAAUAUUAAACUCAGUGUUUGUGAACCUGUGUGCGGCAACGAGGUCGUGGCUGUUCUGGCCUAGCAGGGCUGCUAUACGAGCAACUAUGCCGCCUAGUAUUUCACUGAUGUACCCAAACUGCAGGGUCAUCAUUGAUUGUACUGAACUGAAGGCUGAAACACCACCAGGUGUGGAGGCACAAAAUAUGUGGUACUCCCACUAUAAAGGGACAUACACAAUCAAGUACCUGGUGGGAAUAGCACCGAAUGGCCUGGUCACCUUCCUCUCCCCAGGAUUCGGAGGGAGGGCCAACGACACUAGCCUCACAGUUGAAGCUGGUGUGUUGCCACUGUUGGAACCAGGAGACCUUGUACUCGCUGACAAAGGCUUUCCCGGAAUCCGAACAGGUGUUGGACAGCAAGGAGCUACACUAGUAAUGCCUCCUUUUGCAACCAAGCCGCAGUUCACUGAGGCAGAAGCAGAUGCCACCUACGAUACUGCAUCUGUACGAAUCCACGUGGAAAGAGUCAUCCAGAGGCUACGCAUAUUUGAUAUUUUAAAUACAAGAAUUCCCCAAGAACUUGCCAUGUACAUGGACAAAAUUAUGCACAUAGUAUGUGUGCUAACUAACCUCAGGCCUGGAAUAUUUCGAAAAGUGCAGCCUACUGUCGAUGACACACAGUGAUGUAGCAGCCACAAAUCAUACAUGAAGUGAAUACAGCAGUUAUUGUAAUUAGCUUUCCUUUCGGCAUUUUAAUUGUGUGGCAGC
Messenger RNA from Ornithodoros turicata, 1770 nucleotides. RefSeq lists its product as uncharacterized. The record is from RefSeq and is a predicted model, not a curated record. The coding region runs from base 1 to 1686 and encodes 561 amino acids. Lineage: Eukaryota; Metazoa; Arthropoda; Arachnida; Ixodida; Argasidae. The transcript has 7 exons.